Molecule: messenger RNA, 6102 nt
Organism: Limanda limanda (common dab)
Lineage: Eukaryota; Metazoa; Chordata; Actinopteri; Pleuronectiformes; Pleuronectidae
Gene: plekha6
Product: pleckstrin homology domain containing, family A member 6
Exons: 24
Coding region: 57-3395 (1112 amino acids)
Source: RefSeq, a predicted model, not a curated record
GACAGGUGGGAGGCAGAGUAUACGUUCGCGGAUGUAAAGAGUGGAUCCGAGAAAAGAUGAAGGAGGAAAAAAGUGAGGAAAAAAUGUCUUGUGCACCCAGAAAAGCUGCUAUGUUUGGAAAGCGCUCCAACUGCAUGCGUAGGAAUCCCAAAGCAGAGGUUUCUAAACAGGGAUGGCUAUACAAGCAGGCCAGUAGUGGAGUAAAGCAAUGGAACAAGCGCUGGUUCGUCCUCACUGAACGAUGUCUAUUCUACUACAAAGAUGAGAGGGAGGACUCUGUUUUAGGGAGUUUACUGCUGCUCAGUUUCCGGAUAAGUCGAGUGGAGCCUGCAGAUAACAUCACCCGCAAGUUUGCCUUUAAGGUGUGGUUGGAGGAGUGUGAAAAGGAGGAGCUGAAGAAUCCUAUCGUGUUUUGCAUGCAGGCAGAGCACGCUGGGACCAGGACGUACUACUUCAGCACAGACAGCUAUGAGGACCAGGAGAAAUGGCUCACAGCUAUGAGUGAGGCUGCAGGAGUCAUCGUUGAGCCAAAGCAGAGGACAAACUACACAGACAUCACAGGGGAUCUCAUCCAAACUAUGGUGACCAAGGCACCUGACCCUCAGCAGCAUCCUCAAACACACAAUGAAACUGAGACCGACCUGCCCCCCCACCCUAACAUUAAUGAGGCCAACAGCCUUCAAACACUAUUGCUUUCCACUCACCACUCAGAUCAACAGGGAAAAAAGAUUGACAGAGGAGAAGAUGGAGGAGGUAAAGAUAAUGGAGGAGAACCUGGCACUGAUCAUGCACCUCGCCUAAUUCAUCAUCCAAAUGGUUGGGGCAGCUUUUGCCCAGCCAAUAUUAUGUCCCACAACGGCAAUAACAAACAUCCUCUGUCCAGGAGGAAUAGUGGACACCGUGCCUCUCAUGGACAAUCAGAGAGCGUUGUCGGUCCAUUGCAGGACCCCAGGGAGCAGCAAGAGAAUGUUGUGUUGAGGAGAGGCUUUGUGCCCAGGACAGCUCCAGAGAGGGUGGCUCAGAGGAAAAGCUCCAUGGCUCAGCUGCAGGAGUGGGUCAACCAGAGGCGGGGCAUGGUUUCCCAGGACGACGUCAACAGCCCAUCUCAAUACUACCCAGUUAAUCAGAUGGUCUCUGCUGACUACUGUGGCUAUCCUGGUGGUCCCCAGUAUGUGGAGGAGUUCCCUAUAUACCCAUCAGGUGUCCGGCCUGACAGCAUCUGCUCCGUCUCUGCUGUGGGGGGAUAUGAUAGAGGAUGGACUGUGGAGCAGCGUCCCCCUCUGAGGGAUGGACCUCAUCAGCUGUAUGCACACCUAAUGCCCAGGGACCCAUGGGGGGCACAGUACUAUGGGGAAAUGGAAACAUCCAUGAGGCGACUGUCCAUCCAGCCACGCUCCAGGUCUAUGGCUAGGUCAUCUUCUUCCUCGUCAGGGGGGCCCUACUCACCGGUGCCUCCAAACUUUGCCUCACCAGCUCGAUCAUUAUCAGCCCGAUUUUCAGGGAAAGUGAGGGAUGAUGUGAUCUAUGCUGAUCCAUCAAUUUACAGCCUGAGAAGAUCUCUCGGCUCACCAAAGUAUGACUACUCUGGUGAAAGGAGGUCCUUAAGCCAAGGAUUAUACCACCAUAACUACCCUGUAUCCCCUUCAAUCCACAAUAAAAUGGAGGACAUAUUAGACCUUCAACUCCAACGUAACCUGGAAUACCUAGAUGAGCAGGUGCCUCUUUUCCAUGAUGUCUACAGCAGAGAGUUACAUCCCACACUGAAGCUCAAUGAGAUUGAAACCAGUAAACUCUUGGGUCGACUGUGUGAGCAGAAUCGAAUAUUGAAAGACCAUAAGGCUGUUGUCCACAGACUGAGAAUGGACAAGGACAGCCUAGAAGAAGUGCUGGUUGCAACUCAUCGGGAGAUGGAGCUGUACCAUAACCAGCCUUCGGCCAUGGAAAAGCUACAUUUCAAAAAAGAAACCCUGCAGAGCCAGCUCAUCAACAUUAGAGGGGAGCUCUCCCAGGCCUCCAGUGCUCUAACCACCACUCGCAUGGAGUUUGAAGCAUUAGAGGAUGAGACCAAUGCUAUCCAUGGAGAUCUAUGGGAGCAGCUUAAUGAAGGAGGACAGAGUGAAUUUGUGCGGAGGCACAUCCAAAAAGAGUUUUGGAGAGUCCAGGAUGUUUUGGAGGGACUGCACAAUAAUAACUUAUCUAGAGGUACUGACACAGCCAAGAACCGAGUGGCCAGCGGUGCAUCAGGCUCCUUUAGCACAAAUAGUCCAGCCAGUCCCCUGAGCUCAAUAAGCCUCACCAGCCCACUCAGCCCCUUCUCCCCAGUGCCUGGCUCCCACGUCUCCCCCAACAAACAGCGGGGCCUGGAGGAAAGUAUUCCCCCAAGGCCUCCUCUCCCCAAGGCCUAUUAUCCUUUGGAGCUCUCCCCUACCCAUCCCCCCUCCAUCCCCCCUUUGCCCUUUGACAGCACCGCCUGGCUACGCAGCUUGUGCCGUGAUGAUGGUUACCUUGAUGGUGAAGAUUCUCACAUCAGAAAGCUCCAGGUUGGUGAACAGAACACUCUCACUGAUAUGCAGGACCUGUUCCAGGAGAGGCAAUACAUCAUGAAUAAAGUUGGCAUUGUUCCUCUUAGAACCAAGGCCCCCACUGACGAAUUACAAAGCAGCUCUACUGAAGUGUCUCAGCAUUUUGGCAGGGUGCGGAAUGGAAUCUCUAGGGAACGUCCAAGGAGUGCUGUGUUUCCUGCAGAGAUGAAGUCAAAGAUGAGCAUAGAAGAGCAGUAUGAGCGAAUCCGCCGCAACCAGAGCAGCUCUGUCAGGGAGAAGAGGCGGAGCCUAAACCUCUCAGGGGGCCAGCCUUCAGCCAACUACAAAGUGGUGCGGAGGCGGUUGACUGCUCUUGAGAUCGACAUUAAAGAAAUGGAAACAGCAGUGCGAGGCCAGGGCCAAGAGUCACCACGGGAAGAAAUUGCUCGGCUGAGACGGUUACAGAUGGAACCACAACACUACGAUCUGGACGUUAGCGAGGAGCUGGUCGCUUCAAACAAGGUUCUGAUUCCAGAGCGCUAUCUUGAUGAGGAGGAUACCACUCCUCUGAGUCCUGAGGAACAGAAGGAGAAGCAGAAGAAACUAGAGCGGAUCAAGACACUCAUUGCCAAAUCAAAUUUGCAGAACAUGGUUCCUCUUCUGGAUGGCCCAGUGGAAGGUGGUGCUCUGGUCAGCUCCCAGCAGCAGUUGCAAGAGCAAGAGAAGCGAAUUGAGAUCUCCUGCGCUCUGGCUGCUGAGGCCUCUCGUCGUAGCCGCAUUCUCUCUGCCCAGUCCCCACCGAGCCUCUCAACUUCCCCAACCAACUUGGCCCCUUCUGACUUCCCCAACUCUGCCCUAAUCAUGAAGGUGUGAGUCUUACAAGCUCAAGCCUUGGCUGCUUUUAUAUUUGAUGGAGCAUCUUUCUGAGGAUUCACUGGACAAUGUGAGACAUGGAGAUGGACACAGAAAAUUAUUUUUUUUAGCACUUAACUGAUACUUAAAACAAAUGUGAAAGGAAGUUUUUAAGAGGCAAGAGCACAUUUAAAACCCAAAUUUAAGCCAUAAAGACUCCCUGCCCCACAUUCAUCCAACCCAAAACACCCACAUACUGUGUGUGUAUACAGUUGCACAAAAUAAGGCAGAAGAUCCCUUACCAUCUUCAAGUUCUGUAAUAUUUCUAUAUACAGAAUACAUAGGAUAUUAUAUAUAGGAUAUAAUGACACUUUGACAUAAGUCCGAAACAAGAUGCCUCUUAUAAUUUGUGAAAUCUCUUGUUGCAAACUCACUGUGAUGACUGUUUAAGCUAGACCUCAUGUAACAUGGAUUGCAUGAGCACCCAUCUUUCACUCUGAGCAUGACAGAAAACAGAAUUUGUUUCCAGGCAGAGCUAAAGAUGAACAACAUUAAAUAAACCAUGAUCCAUCUUACAGUGCUGCUAACAAUAACACAUUGUCUUACAUCAGAAUCAGAAAAUUACAUGUUAAAUAACAACAUUGAUUUUCAUAACUUAUAUCCUCUACCUCUUUAAUAUUUGCUGUCAUCACUGAGAUUUUAUUUACACUAAUACGGGUGGGUAUAUACUGAUAUACUUCUAAAUUAAAAAUGUAAUUCUUUAAUUAGUUCUGUAAUUACUACAUUAAGUGUUUGAGUAUGAAUAUAAGGGCCAUUUGUCAUGCUUUUAGGCCCAUGUAGUCUGCAUUUGGAACAGCAGACUGUAUUGAUGUUGACUGUGCAAGUAAAAUAAAGCUCAUGAAAUCUAGAUAGGGGUUCUGCAGUAAGUAUAAUUUUAGUUAUACACUUUCCCAUAUUGAAGCACACAGCUUUAAAGACUCUACCUGCUCUUAGUACAGAAUUGCCAUUAGUCAUAGACCAAUAUUAGUAUAUUUGGGUGCCAAAAUUUUGUUUGUACUGGAGCCUUUUCUCAUAUUGACUUCACUCUCUGGCGUGGAUUACCAGUCACAUUGUUCAAAACUAAAUCCCGAAAUGAUGUUUGUGUAUAAAUAUGCAAAUUUUGUCUCAUACUAAGACAGACACAUUUACAAUGUCUGGGCAUGCUGUCUGUUUAGUUCAGUUCUGUCUGAUGUGUUCAGACCAGAUUUGUGAGACAGCAAAUGUCAUGGGGCAAGCAUUAUGAUAAGGAGCACAACACCAGCAGUUAAUUAUAUACAGUAUUUACCUGUAUUAUAUGUAUGUCAACCUUUACAAGAGAUGAUUAAAAUGAGCAGCAGGUAGUUACACAAUCUCGUUUCUGAGAUAUAAGGGAAAGCAAUGUCAUGUGUGAGAGAAAACAACAACAAGCCUAAAAGGAGAAGGGUGGGUGUUGUUUGAAUUUUAUCAAUUCUAAUUCAGAUUCUCUAUCCAUUCUGGUUCCUAUCGAUUCGGAUCUUCAAUUCCAUUAUGUAAAAUAAAAAAUAAAGUGUGAAAAGCAGCAACAAUGGUAACAUUUGAGAACUAAGGUACAUCCAGUGCAUAACACCUAAUUGCUGUCUCGCGGCUCACUGUCCUUGAGGUACUUGCGAGGUGCUUGCACUGGUUGAGCAGGCUGACACUCAUACUCUGAGACCGCAAACACUGUACAUUUCUCUAAAUCAAUGUUGUGCUGCCUUUUAUGUGUAAAAAUUUGAGGUGCAACCCGACUUACAGCUAAUAAACAUCCUGCAUGUACUGCACUUGCCUCCUAAUCAUUCUCUCCAUCUAAAGUAUAGCCUGACGUUUGACCAUUUACUGUUUUCCAUCUUUCACACUGUUGCUCAGACGUUAAUCUUGCAUGCUAAACUUUAACUGGUAUCAAACAGGGGCACUGUUACGUUGAUGUGUGACUUAGACAGACAGGCCUAUACUGUAUAUGAUUUGGAACCUAGUUUCAGUUCCCAACCCUAGAAAGGAGAGACAGGUUAGGUUCCAACAUAUGCUGUUGAAAUACGUUAGAAGAGGGAUUCUCUAACCAUUUAACAAAUAUAGUUAUUAGACAAUGAAGAUUUUAGCACAGUUUACGAGUAGAAAAUGAGACAAGAACCUUACAUCUCUGAACUGUUUUGGCAGAGAACGUUGGGGCUCUCAUCCAGAACAUUUUCAUAUGAAUGGAGUGCAUUGAAGACAAAGUUGCAUCCUGAAAUUAUACCAUCGCCUCUCCUCCCAACACUAUGUGCAUCUUUUAGUUAAAUACUUUGGCAUUUCGCAUCAGACUUAGUGGACUUCAUCAUAGUGCUUAAGAAAUGCCCCAGUGAUUAUCUACACAUAUAUAGGCAAAGUAUGUUGGAUAUUUCUUUACAAAUGGAUUACUGUUUGUUUAAGGUGAUAAUAUAGGUGACCUUAGAAGAGUAACAUCAACAUAAUAAUUACUACACGUGGAGGAGUUAGCUAAUGAUGCCAUAAUUUGAGAGCAAUUAGCCUAUAUACUGGGAAAUACUGUCACAUCUCAUAAUGUUUCAUCCUGUCAUGCAGUGCCAAACGUCUACAAAGUGUGUUUUAUGUGUUGUGAUGAAUGGACGUCUUAAUGACAAGACUAAUGGUUUGAAUCUGGAUGAAACAAUGAUUAAUGACUUGAAGGUUUGAAAUAAAGGAACUCUUUUAUUAUGAA